This is a messenger RNA of Phycomyces blakesleeanus NRRL 1555(-), 1335 nucleotides long. RefSeq lists its product as hypothetical. The record is from RefSeq and is a predicted model, not a curated record. Bases 1 to 1335 code for a protein of 444 amino acids. NCBI's taxonomy places the organism in Eukaryota, Fungi, Mucoromycota, Mucoromycetes, Mucorales, Phycomycetaceae. The transcript has 7 exons.
AUGGUACCUCAAAGAUUUGUAGAAAGAUUCAGAGAUAUUCGUACUAUUAAAACUCAAACCCACAAUUUAAUACACAUUAAUUAUACUGAUAACAAUAAACCCUUGUAUACCUACUAUGCGAGAAUUAGCCAACAUCUAGUAACCAAGAAUUAUAAUCGCAUUGUCUGUUCGAAAGGAGCUGCUGUCUACAACACAAGAAACAAAGUUUCAGAAAACUUUCUCUAUUCAAAUUUCUUAUUUGCAAAACUGAAAGCCGAGAUUUUACACACCACCCCUAAAGCCAAAAUUCUACUCUUGAAAAUACAAGAGUUUAUCGAUCCAAUACCAGUAGCACUUGUUCUAGCAAGUACAGCCGCUUCUUUCCCAGUAGAUGAAUCAUGUAAAAAGUACCACAAAUCCUCCAGCGGUGAAAAUUGUGACGAUGUUGCUAAGCACUACGGUGUCAGUGUGAGCAGCCUGCGAGAUUGGAACAAAGACUUAUCCAAAGACAAAGACGAUGAAUGUCACGGCUGGCAAGAAGGAAAGUCUUAUUGCGUAGAAGGCCCUCGCCGUAUUAAUUGGUGGCAUCAAAAGCGUGAUAAUCCCCCUACAGACACUUCAAAUUCUCCAGGAGACACUUCAGAUCCACCUACCUCUGAUAAACCUGGCGAGACGCCCGAAGAUCCAGAGAAUGAAUUUGAUCCCACAGACUUUGAGGCUUCAAGAAACUAUGAUCCUUACUAUCCCUAUGAUCCUUGGAGACCACCAUACGGACAUGGUAAUGGACAUUACAAGAGAGAAGAUGCACCCGUAGACUCUCCUCCAGGCGAAGACUCCGACCCCAUUGAGCCUCCUAAGAAUAGACCGUAUGUUCGUAGAGAUGAUUCUGAAGCCUCUGAUUACGGUGAUAAGCAUCCACACGAACCAUGGAGAUCACAUUUUGGAAAACACAGACAUGAUAAGAGAACACCGCAACCACCUUGGUACCCUCCUCCUCCUCCUUCUCCACCAUGGUAUAGUCCUCCAAUAUACGGACCUCCUAGAUACGAGCCUCCCAGAUAUCCUUUCGAUCCUAGGUAUCCUUACAGACCUUUUGACUCGGAAGAGAAUGGUGGAGAUAAAGCAAAGGAAGCUGGGACUGUAGCUGGUGAUGACCUCAAGGGUUCCUCUAAGCUUGCCCAACCUCCUGGUUUUGGAAACCACAGAGGACCAUAUGAUUAUCCAUGGGAGCCACCUCGAAGAGGCAAUGACAGAGAUCGUGACAGAGAUCGUGACAGAAAGAACAACAACAAUAACAACAAUAACGAUCACAACAGGGACCGUGACAGUAACAGAGACAAUAAUCGUGGCAAUUGA